AUGGAACAAAUUCGUGUUGAAUUAGUUGAUCAAAACAAGGUUUUAAGCAGCAAGGUAGAAGCUUUAGAACUAGACUUAAAAACCUGUAAAUUAAACCUACACGAAUUGGAACAAAGGAACACAAUUAAUUACUCGAAUCAACAAUGUGGCUCAAUUACACCUAAGGGAGAUCGGUCGAUUAAUUCCCAAAUAGAGCCUAACAAUAACACCAAGGUCGAGGCAAAGAUAAAUUAUGCAAAUUCCCACACUUUCAACCAAAGAAAAGAAAUCAAUCAGGAAACUAAAAGAAAUAACUGUGAGCUGUCUCUUGAUCAAUCCUGUAUUGUGGUUGAGGAUCAAAGUACAGACAUUAAUCUAAGCAGGAGUCAACAAGUAUCUAAGCAAAAUGAGGAUAGAUGCGGCCUUCCAACUAUUAUUUUUAACACGCUCCAUCAAAUACCACAGCACGAUCUUACAAACCAGUAUUCCAUCCCGAUGCGUAUUACAA
Paramuricea clavata is the source of this 487-nucleotide messenger RNA. Lineage: Eukaryota; Metazoa; Cnidaria; Anthozoa; Malacalcyonacea; Plexauridae. The record is from the annotation of a GenBank genome assembly.